GAGUUGCGUGCGAAGAGCUCGACAUGUCAUUCAGAGGAAUCCGCCACCUGAAACGCGAGGAAGUGAAGGCGACUCAAUUGGGUAUAAAGCAUCAGCCAACAUCUGCCCCGAGCAGUGCAGCGCUGAUGAAAACAUCAGCUCGGAGCUCGUACGCAGGACCUCUGCUUUAUUUUAUUCUCCCUGGGAUUUAUCGCUGGAGUCGGUGCACGCCGUCGGGAGACGCAUCUCAUCUCCGCAUUUAAAGUGAAUGUGACGCCACAGCCAUCACGAUACUGGAAUUAAGUGAAAGUCCGAGACAUCUUAGCGCACCUGUUCCCUCCACGGAGCGCAAGAUCAUGAUCCCUCCUGGAGACUGCAUGUACGCGGGCAGAAAGAGGAGGAAGCCCGUCCAAAAGCAGAAGCCGUCCUCUGCCAAUGAGAAAACCAACCCAUCCAAGCGGCACCGAGACAGGCUGAACGCUGAACUGGACCGCCUGGCCAGCCUGCUGCCGUUCCCCCCAGAUGUCAUCUCUAAACUGGACAAGCUGUCAGUGCUGCGUCUCGCAGUCUCCUACCUCCGCGUCAAGAGUUUCUUCCAAGCGAAUCAAGACAAGACCUCCAGGAAGCACAUCAUCAGCGCCGCACCCUCGAACGCUGAAUCCAGGAAAGAGAGCCUGUCUCUGAGCACCAAUGUCAACGAAAGCAGCCUCCUCCUGGAAUCUUUGACAGGCUUUGCCUUGGUGGUGAGCAGUGAUGGGAUGGUUUUCUACGCUUCCUCAACCAUUGUGGACUAUCUAGGAUUUCAUCAGACUGACGUGAUGCACCAGAAUGUGUUUGACUACAUCCACAUAGACGACCGUCAGGAGUUCAGACGCCAGCUCCACUGGUCCAUGUGUCCUCCACAGCACCAGGGGACUUCGGCACACCAGGAUAACCCAGGAGGAACUGGUGAGGACUUUGUAGUGAGCAGUCUGUUCCAUUCUCCAGACGCGGGGGAAAUCCCUCCUGAGCUCUCCUGCUUUCUCAACAGAUGUUUCAUAGCCAGAGUUCGAUGCCUCUUGGACAGCACCUCUGGAUUCUUGACCAUGCAGUUCCAGGGUCGGCUGAAGUUCCUCAACGGGCAAAAGAAGAAGUCGGCCUCUGGGGCGCUACUGCCUCCCCAGCUGGCUCUGUUUUGUGUAGCUGUGCCCCUCUUACUGCCCUCCAUCACUGAGAUGAAAAUGAAGAACAUGCUAAUGCGGGGAAAGAGCAAGGGAGGAGCAGGAGGCAUGAUUUCUGCACUGGAACACGGUGAGCGUGGGGAACACCUCCGGAGGCACUCCUUCAGUGGAGGAAUGGGUGACGUCGCAGACCCUCUCCUCCUCUCCUGUUCCACUCCUGGCGCUGGCCAGCGAGGUCACCACACCCCCUGGACACCGCUCUCCAAAGACAACCUCAAGUAUCGUCCUGACGGUUACUAUAACCAAGAGGAACCUCUCAACUACUGCAAAACCUCAGCGGGUCCUCUUAAAGGUCUCAGCCCGGGCAUGGGUGGUGGCUGGCCUCUGCGGCAGAACUCAGGUGCCCACAGAUUGGGUCAGGGUGUGGGCUACAUCCCCUCUAACCGCAUGAACAAAAGUGGUCAGUACGGGAAGCCAUACCGCCUUUCCCCAAAUUGUCACAACGGCAGAGGCGGCGAGGUGUUCGUCCCCAAGCUCUACGGGAACGGCCAAAUCCCCACAGACCCGGACGCCUACUGUAUAGAUCUGGUGAAGAGCGAGAACGGCUACAGAGAAUGCUUCGACGGCCACCUGAUGCCCGAGAUGCCGCCCAUCAAGGUAGAGCAUGACUCGGACUCGGAAAAUGGCUGCGACGCGUACGGGCGACCCUGGGCCAUCGACCGCCGCUACGGCAACGGGGUAUACGACCACAGCACCGGCCUGCAGCUCAAAUCAGAGUCCGAUUAUUAUGACCCACAAUAUUCACCCUGUCAGAGAGGGAAGGCAGGGAUCAGCCCACCAUACAACAACGGCAACUAUCACAACUAUCAGAACAGCGGCAACACGGCGCGGCUGUUGAAGUGCGACAAAGACUUGGGCAACAACACUGACUCCAACCAGUUCAGUCCUCACAGACUCUCUCACUCGGACUCUCUAUGCAGCAACCAAACAAUCAACCUCGUGGACUCUCACAUCUACUCACAGGACCCUCACAAGGCCUACAUGCACCAGGACUACAGCAAGCACGGCACUUACGAGUUCAAAGGGCACGGCCUGGUCCACUCGAUCAAGCGGGAGCCCAUGGACUCUCCGCCGUGGUCUGAGAGCGGCCAUGACAUGAACCAGUCCAUGAUGGUUGGUCCAAGGAACGUUAUGCCGUGUGUGAUGAGCACAGGCCACCAAAAGUCCAGCCCCUACAUUUAUAUGCCAUAAAAGUGACUGAUGCUACACAUAAGCACAAUGCAGAUUUGUACCAGCACCCCAGCGCUCCCUCACACCUCACAUACAAUCAGUUUGCAUUAAAGUACUUAUCAUUUUCAGAUAAAUGCACCAGCAUUACAAAAAAAAAUCAAAAAUAAAUAAAAAAAAUUAAAGUUUUAUGAUUACGAGGAUUCCCAGGGUGUCGGGUGCUUCUUCCAUUUGCCGAAGAGGUCGCAGACAAGGCUCAGGUUCUAGUGACAAUCAGAAAUAAUAUUUUCAGUCCAGUUUAUGGUUUAGAUGAGUUUGUUUUUAACGAGUAUAUUUUGUAGUUGGUUCCGAGCACUUUUGGAUUUAGUGACAAUGAGACAAAUGAUGUCUAGACACACGGUUUUAUUUUGUUUGUAUAUGUUGUGCACACCUGGCUUUUGUGGGAGAAACAAAGAUUUUGCUGUAAAAAAAAAAAAAAAAAAAAGGAAGAAAAAGAAAAAAAAGAAAAGAAAAGAAAAAAAGAUGUUUGUUUGUGUACACAGGAGAUGACUUAUAGCUGGACCUAUUCAUGUGAGCUGGCCGACGUUGAGAAUAUGCAAUGUAGUGACAGUCAAAACAACUGAAAGAAUAGCCAGUGGUUUUGCAUGUUUUAGUGCUUUAACUAAACAUAGCUUUGUCAUGACUGCCUCUAGUGAUAUAUGAAUGGAAACUGCUGAUUUCUACACAUUAUAGAAUUGUGUUAUAUCAUUUGCUGAGACUUGAAAUGUACUUUUAUCCACUGCAGGCAAAAAAAAAAAAAAAAAAAAAAAAAAAAAAAUCAACAUAUUUGAUUCAAGUCACAUCUUUGUCGCAAGAUAAUAUAUUAGUGCUUCAAACAAGACACUCAUUGUUCAUGCGUACAAGGACACAUUCACAACAUGGUCCCAACUUGCUGCAGAAUAGUUUUUCGAAAACUUCAUAGCAGAAUAAAGUAUAUUUGCAGUUAAUGGACCAAAACAUGUAAAACUACUGGUUGGGCCAAAGCUUUUUAUGUACAUUUCUUUUUCAUACUACAGACAGCCUAUUUACAUAGAUGUGGGCAGGACAUGGAGGGGGCACAGUGAGUAGGGUAACCUGCAACCACAAAGCUGUGGCAUGUGUCACUCAGCACCUCCAUGUGAUGAAAGGAAGUCUAAAGGUAGGUCAGUUCAAAUGAGGUGAAAAGUGACAAUAGUCCUUAAAAUUGCAGUGACUAUAUUGAUUAUCAGUUGAAGGAUUUGUUCAAACAAGUUGGAAGUUGUUAGUUUGAAGUAAAAAAAAAAUAAUAAUAAUAAUUUUUCUAAAAACUUGAUUCUUCUGUUGAUGUCCACGAUAAAUUCCUAAUGUUGAGUCAAAGCUAACAUUGUACAGUUUAGAUUACUCUUCAUGACAAGACCAGCAUUUCAGCUCAGUACUACGGCAUCACGUCUAGCUGUAGAUAUGACAGUGAGCUCUUUUCAAAUGGAUAUACACUUUUCAUGUCGUCUUUUCAGUCAAAAACAAUGGAUAUCAUCCUCACAUCAGUAUUUUCUUUCUUUUGCACAAACGAAUUUAAAAGCACCAAAAUUGAUUCAAUGUCAGUCUCAGUUCUGUGAAGCUACCGAAGUAGUUUCUAAGUUGCACUACUGGGAGUAGUUCAGUUGAAGUUCAGCCUACCCAGACAGGUUUUUAGAGUCGACACGCACAACUGUUCUUGGUGUCACUGUUUUGGAUUUGUCUUUUUCCCUUUGUGUGUGUUCAUUUCAAUAAGUGUUUGAUGAUUUGUAUUUAUUGUAAAAGGCAAAAGUGUAUAAUUUAAAGACUACAGUUUUGAAGGCUUUUCUGUUUUACUAACGUAAAUAUGGCUUUUGUUUCUUGCUAUCUUUUGGAUAAGUGUUAAAAAAGACUGUCAUACUUGUCUCGGACAAGGUAGCUGCAAGGUAGCGAACACAGUGUGUGCAUAUAUAUAUCUAUGUAUAUACACAUAUAUACAUAUAUAUAUGCAUAUGUCUUCCAAUGUUUCUACUUGUUUUUGCAAAUGGGACUUAUCUAUUAAAAGAUCAUUCUUUAUAUGGAAAAAA
Molecule: messenger RNA, 4444 nt
Organism: Mugil cephalus (flathead mullet)
Lineage: Eukaryota; Metazoa; Chordata; Actinopteri; Mugiliformes; Mugilidae
Exons: 9
Coding region: 336-2390 (684 amino acids)
Biological process (GO): regulation of transcription by RNA polymerase II
Cellular component (GO): nucleus; aryl hydrocarbon receptor complex
Molecular function (GO): nuclear receptor activity; transcription cis-regulatory region binding; protein dimerization activity
Source: RefSeq, a predicted model, not a curated record